This is a messenger RNA of Microplitis demolitor, 3177 nucleotides long. RefSeq names its product serine/threonine-protein kinase pakD. The record is from RefSeq and is a predicted model, not a curated record. NCBI's taxonomy places the organism in Eukaryota, Metazoa, Arthropoda, Insecta, Hymenoptera, Braconidae. The coding region runs from base 811 to 2790 and encodes 659 amino acids. The transcript is spliced from 4 exons. Gene Ontology annotation, cellular component: MSL complex.
UGAUAGUCGAGUUAUGUAUUUACUAAUAAUCAUAGUAUUGUUGUAUGAAAUAAAAUAGUAAAGUUCAAGGUCACUUUUUUAGUGUCUCUAUUGCUCUGUUGCUGCGUCGCCCGGGUCCCGGGUCCAGGAUAUUAAUGACAAGAUGGCGCUUCGGUGGGGAUCAUAAAAGCCGAUUCGCGGCUAGCUGGUAGCUGGUAUAUGGAGGAAGGUGUCUAGAUAUAGAGUUCGGCUAUCUACUGCACAGAGCUACCGUUGUCGGUCUGGCUCUGGACGGUUUGCGUCUAAAGGAGUAAACACCAGCACAUUUGGUCGAGUUUGUUUUAUUAUUUUAACAUUAUCAGUGUUUACAACAAUAUCAAGUAGAUUGUUGUGAAAAUGGAGCUGAGUGGUUCGUUUGUCGGUUAAAAUGUGUCCACUGUCUAAUAAUCUAUAGCAAGUGUGUGAUGUGUUCUAGGUGAAGACGCGAGGGGUAACGUCAUAAGCGGGGCAGAGGGCGAUACUCCAAAGACCCUAGUGCUGUUGUGUGAGUGGACCGGAGUGCUGUUGAGAGGGAGAAAAGGAGGGAAAACAUUAAUACUAUUAAUAAUUACAAUAAUAACAACAGUAAUAUCAAUAGCAAUAGUAGUAACAGCAAAAAUAAUAAUAAUAUUUAUAUAUUGAAAGGUAAUAAAAAAAAGUAACAACGUAAAAGGGUGUUGUGUUGUAAAACGCGUUGAUGUGCGUAAAGCGGGCGCGUGGUACGCUCGGCGCGGCGACCACAAAUGAGCUCGGUAAUAUCAUUAGCCUCGGCGGCGCCACAAUUCAAAAAAAAUGUCAAACAUAUCACCCUCACAAUUAAUGAUAAAUGGUGAUAAUGAUAUUGUAGUUGCCGGAAAUUAUCAAGAAUUCCACGUGGUGGACACUAAUCGUCUAGACAUAAGUGAGAUUGGUGUUGCGUCUGAUCUAGGCGCCGUUGUCGAAGGUGUAACGUCAACCUCAACAUCCUCCGUUGUUGUUGUUGACUAUCACAAUCAUCCAGAGUUGCACAGCACACCAUCUUCCACAUCGUCGUCGUCCUCGUCCUCAUCGUCAUCCUGCUCAUCAUCUUCCUCGUCAACCUCACUGCUGUCACUUACCGAUCCGAAUAUUUUGACACACAGUGCAGUUGUUAAUUGCAGUGCCGGUGGCAGUGCCAAUAAUAACAAUAACAAUAAUAGUAAUAGUAGUAGUAGUAGUAGUAAUAGUAAUAAUAAUAAUAAUAACAGUAAUAAUAAUAGUAGUAGUGCGGCGACUGCUGCAUACAACAUGGUAGCGGCGAUGAACGAGCACUUGUCGUCCUCAUCAGCGACCAACAGCGCACGUACUACGAGCGCACAAAACGAAUUUAUAAUAACCAGUGGACACGCGGUUACUGACAACGUUGACGACGUCGUCGGCGACAAGCCAAGCUCCGCUGGCAUACUGACUUUCCCCUGUGACUUUGAUCACAUGUAUGCCAGCAUGACCGACGGCGGAACCCCAGCUGUAGCUGCGACCGCGACGUCGGCCCUCGGCGUUAGUCCUCUCAGGGGCAACGAGCCACGUCUCAAUGAUCUUGCAGAGGUCAAGCACCUCAAGGAAUUGUUAUUACUCCAUCUUGACCUCAUACAACAGCAAUCUGAACAAAUUGUCACUAAAGAUAAACUACUGGCUGCUCUUAGACAGGAAAAUGAAACGCUUAAAUUGCGGCUGGAGCGCAUGGACAGACGGGUUAAUUUACAAAAAUUGCGCUCCGAAAGUACUGAAAAUUCAAUAGCCUCAGAUAUUACCGGACCAUGCUCGCCACCAAGUCUUCAUACAGUCAGCAUUGUCACGCCGCUUAUUGUCAACGAGCAGCAUCAUAAAAAUCUUGCUCCUGAGUGUAAUAACAGUCCGCAGUACAAUGAGAGCUUUAAAAUACGACUUAAUACCAGCGGUGGUAUCACGACUGUUAAGCAAGAGCACACAAAUGAUAAUUUGAAUAAACUAGAAGUUAAGCCAGACAUCGGUGGUGCUGGUGGUGGUGACGCCAGGCUAGAAUGGGAGAGUAAAAGAAAUAAAAGAAAAUCAGAUCCAACACCUUUGCAAAGUACUGGGAGUAAACGUAAACGUGGGGUAUCAUGCUCGUCGACAAUAAGCAACGAUACGACCUCGACUAUUCCUGAUACUAAAAAUUCAGCACACGACUCUAGUAAUAGAAAAUCUGAUAAAAAAGGCAAGUCGAUUAUCAAGAAAGAAUCAUUUUUAACAACUGAAGAGCAUUAUUACACUGCUCUGGGUGAUCCUCAUUAUAACUUGAGGACGAAACCUAAAUUGGAAGACGAGUCAAAUAAUUUAGAAGUACCGAGUUGGAGAAUAAAAGUCUACACCAGUUGUUAUACUAUGGAAGGAACGGAAAAUUUGGAUGAUGAGAUUUUUAAUAAACGUCAUUUGAAACUGGAGAAUGAUGAGAGAAGAAGAAAACGAUGGGAUGUACAAAGGAUAAGGGAGCAGAGGCAUAUUGAAAAAUUAAAACAAAGACAAGAGCGGCAAAACCACCAGGCGACAUGUUACAAUACCAAUCACACUGGUCCAUGUCCAUCAACUGCUGAGGAAGAAGUCAUUACGACACUUUGGCCGGAUAUGGACCAAAUACAAAGUCUUCAGGUUGAUCCUGAGUUACCAGUAUCUGCAUUUGGCGCUCCCGUGCCCAGUUUUACUCCUAGUGAAUUCUCUCUUCCGUGGCUCCAUUCUGCGAGAUCUAAGAGUCGGCGACCUAAACGAUCAACUAGUAGAAGAAAAUCACGGAGAUAAGCAUUAAAGGACAUUUUAUAUUUUAUUUUAUAUUUAAACAUUUCUUCUAUCUAGUUUAUAUAUUUUAGUUUAUCAAAUCAAAAUUUUAAUUUAAUUAUCUUAUAUCUCUCACGUAUUGAAACUUGUACUCACGAUUCCCGUGCAAAAUAGGCCACCAAAGAUGUUUUUGUAUGAUUCAUUUUUUUUUCUGUCUUUUUAUACUCGAAAAAAAAAAAAAAAAAGAGAGAAACUGCGUGACAGAAUGAAAGUUAUCUAAUAAUUUCUUUUUUAAAUUAAUUUUUGACACAAUCUGGAGUUUUUUUUUUUAAAUUAUUUUUAUUAUUGAAACUGUUUUAUAAAUAAAAUGAGUAGAUGUUUGAUACAUGUUAAAUAAAUUUGAUAAAUAUA